AUGGAGAAAGAGAAAGAAGGCAUAUCACGCAUAACAUCACUUGUUGCAAAUCCAUCAACCCAGCAAUAUCCAUGGAUGUCUACUUCCACUGCCAUGCCUAGUUCCGCUGCCAUGCCUAGUUUCGCUACCAGUGCUAGCUCUAGUGUAGCUAGUAGCUCGUGCUCCGCUUUACCAGCAUUGAUUCCUCUUACAAAUGCCAACCCACAUCCAUGUGGCAGUGAGUAUGGUAAACAAUGUGGAUUUGGGAUAACGACACAAAGGAGUAAAAGGGAGAAGGAUGAGACUAUCAAAUAUGUCACUAUGGGAUGUGCUCAUGGUGGCAAGGCACGGAAUAGGACGUCAAAUGUCUCUAAGCCUCGGCCAACAAGCAAGACAAACUUCAAGGCAAUGAUGAAUGUUUUGUUGAAGAAUAGGAAGUUGUGUGUCACAUCGAUAUUUAACACACACAAUCAUGUGCUAAGUUCAAGAAAAUCUAGGUUUUUCAGAUGUAAUAGAGAAGUUAGUGAGUCCGAUAAGAGGAUUUUGGAUACAAAUGAUGAGGCUGACAUACAGAUGAAUAAGAGUUUCCAAGCUCUUGUAACUGAUGCGGGUGGGUUUGAAAACGUACCAUUUGGAAAAAAAGAUUGUCGUAACUAUAUUAAUAAGGCACGUCACCUACGGUUGGGGAAAGAUGGUGUACAAACGAUACUUGAGUAUUUUCGAAUGAUGCAACACAAGAAUGAUGACUUUUACGGCAUAAUGGAUUUGGACGCCCGUAGUAGAGGGGCCUACGACUACUUUGGAGAUAUGAUGCAACUGGAAAUGGAUGGAAUGCAACCUUCGAUGGCAUAUGGAACACAACCAGCAAGUAGUUUGAAUGCCACUAGUGGAAUAUGUUAUUACUUGACAAUGGUUUGA
Molecule: messenger RNA, 897 nt
Organism: Juglans regia (Persian walnut)
Lineage: Eukaryota; Viridiplantae; Streptophyta; Magnoliopsida; Fagales; Juglandaceae
Exons: 4
Coding region: 1-897 (298 amino acids)
Source: RefSeq, a predicted model, not a curated record